UUCCUAAAAGAACAAAUAAGCCUUCUACUUACUGUUUGCUCUCAGAGCCAGUCAAACAUAAGGAAGGCACACGGGUUCUGAAGAAUACGCUGCUAAAUAACAACAAUAAAUGGAAAAGAGGUGAAGACAUUGUGCAAAGUCUUAUUUCAGGGCACUUUGACUUCAGAAAACAGCAGAACCAGGAAACUCCCGAUCCAAAUGAAGAUAAUCAGAAUUUUGUCCAUUUAGGACAGCCAAGUAAUAGACAACAAAAAACCCGGGAAUCCCUCUUCCAUCAUGAACCUAAUUUAUCCUGCACCAGUUGUAAAGGUCAUCAGCAUCAAAGACAUCAAUCCAAACUACAGGAUAUUCCACUCCAUGAUGGAGACAGGCAGGACUCUGGUUCUUCAGGACAGAAUCAUGGUUCUACAGGAGAGCAAAACAGGAGACCACAUAAAUUGCAGGAAGAUCCCCAAGCACCUGACCGACAGCAGGGCUCUUCUUCAUCUAGCAUGAACCCUUAUGCUGCCUUGGUUAAUUGCCUGCGAACUACCUGGCUAUCAGGAAAGACACGCCCUAUGGAAUAUCGGAAGACCCAGAUAGAGGCACUAGGCCGCUUUCUGGAUGAGAAUGAAGCAGAAAUCAUGCAUGCUUUGAAUGUAGACAUGCGCAGGCCUCAUUUUGAAGGAUACCUUGCUGAUAUUGCCGUAGUUAGGAAUGAAGUGAACUAUGCACUCAACAAUCUGUGCAGCUGGAUGAAGGAUGAGUGUGUGAGCAAGAACCUGGCAACCCAGCUUGACUGUGCUUUUGUUCGCAAGGACCCCUAUGGUGUGGUGCUCAUCAUUUCGCCCUUUAAUUAUCCCUUUCACCUCACUUUGAUCCCUAUGGUGGGGGCUAUUGCAGCUGGAAACUGUGUGCUCCUCAAACCUUCAGAGAUAAGCAAAUGCUCGGAAAAACUCCUGUCUGAAGUGUUGCCUUCCUACCUCGAUCCAGAUACUUUUGCUGUGGUGACAGGUGGCCCUGAACCUACCACCCGACUACUGGAAAACAAGUUUGAUUACAUCCUGUUUACAGGCAGUCCUCGUGUGGGAAAGAUCGUCAUGACUGCAGCUGCCAAACACCUGACACCAUUGACUUUGGAGUUGGGAGGCCAAAAUCCCUGCUAUGUGGACUGCUGUUGCGAUUUCCAGAAUACAGCCAACAGAAUAGUAUGGGGAAAGUUCUUCAACAGUGGCCAGACUUGCCUUGCACCAGAUUAUGUGAUCUGCACCAUUGAAACACAAGAGAGGCUGAUGCCCUGCCUGCGUCAGGCUAUUCGUGAAUUUUUUGGCUGCAACCCUCAAGACUCACCGGACUUUGGUCGCAUGAUCAACGACAAGCAUUUCCGGCGUAUCUGUGCACUCAUGGAGUGCGGCCGAAUAGCCAUUGGUGGAGAGACAGAUGAAUGUGAACGUUACAUUGCUCCCACAGUGCUGGCUGAUGUGAAGGAAUGGGAGCCAAUCAUGCAGGAGGAAGUCUUCGGGCCUCUCUUGCCCAUUUUCACUGUCAGCGGCUUGGAUGAAGCCUUACGAUAUAUUAAUAGCAAGGACCGCCCGCUGGCUAUCUACGCCUUCUCUUGUGACUGCAAGGUUGUGAAUCGGGUAUUGGAUUGCACCAGCAGUGGUGGCUUCUGUGGCAAUGAUUGCAUGAUGCAUGCAACGUUGGUUACCCUACCAUUUGGUGGAAUUGGAUACAGUGGGUUUGGCAUGUACCAUGGCAAGUAUGGUUUUGACAGUUUCACUCACCACCGUGGCUGCCUCUCUCGCUGCAUGGGUUUAGAGACACUCAACUGUAUACGCUAUCCACCCUACAGCCAGCGCAAGUUGGACCUGCUGGUCUCUACAAUAGGAGUGAAACGCAGGGGCUUUUGCACCCUGCUGUGAACAUUCUAAACAACAAAGGCCUUAUGUUCAGAGGGACUGCUAUAAGGAACUAAGCCUCUGGAGAGAAGAAGGGUUUAUAUCUCCUCUGCUGUCUCUAAAAUGUAGUCAUGGAUACUAAAUCCUAAAAAAGCCCCUGCAAAGGUUCUGCCUUCUGAAGAAACUUUAUUUCUCAUUCUUACUUCUUAUUAAACACCUUACUCCUCACUUGGCACCCCCUAUAGUCUUGAAGAUCCUAUGUUGAGAUGUUCAAUAUUGUGGACUGGGAAGGACAUAACUGUGUGGUUCUUAGCUUUCUUUGCCAGUUGCUGGGAUGGUUAAGAGGCAUUUUAAUGCAAUUGCACAAUACUUCAUUCCUACACUGACUCUUCUCCAAUUAGAACUAACCAGUACAGUUAACUAGAGAUAGCAAAGUAUAUGAUUUAAUGGGGUGUUAUGUGGCCAUGUUCUAGUAUGGCCGUGUUCUAGUAGCAUUUUCUCCUGAUGUUUCGCCUGCAUCUGUGGCUGACAUCUUUAGAAGAUCUGAUGGUAGAUUUAAGAUAGCACUUUAAUUUCCCCUUGAAUUAUUUUAUGACAACUUGAUUUAGUAUCUGUGGAUCUGUGGAUAAUCCUGCUCCUUCUCUUUCAACUUCUUCAGUGAAAUAGUCACCUACAUUAGUAUAACCAUAUUAGUACAGAAAAAGCAGAAGAAUGGAUUCCAACAGGUAUCUGAGAUAUUAUAAUUAUAUGUGUGUGUGUGUAAUUGCCAAAAUGAUUCAGAAGUAAAACCAAUGCAAACAGUCCUCCUUUCACUUGUAUACUUUUCAUGUAGCUAAGCUUCCUUUCAUAUCGAUAUUUUUUCUGGUAGUCUACAAUUCUUCUACUAUCACUUUCUGCAAUCACAAACUCUGAUUAGUAACUGUAGCUUGCACUUAAGCAUGUUUAUUCAGAAGUAAAAUUUAUUCCAUUCAAAGGAACUAUUCUUAGUAACUGUAAGUAUUGCAACCUUACUGAGAUUUCUUGCAUAGUUCUACAGUUUGCA
Sphaerodactylus townsendi is the source of this 2919-nucleotide messenger RNA. It is a transcript of the gene ALDH3B1, whose product is annotated as aldehyde dehydrogenase 3 family member B1. Gene Ontology annotation, biological process: aldehyde metabolic process. Gene Ontology annotation, cellular component: cytoplasm. NCBI's taxonomy places the organism in Eukaryota, Metazoa, Chordata, Lepidosauria, Squamata, Sphaerodactylidae. Gene Ontology annotation, molecular function: aldehyde dehydrogenase (NAD+) activity. The coding region runs from base 492 to 1901 and encodes 469 amino acids. The transcript is spliced from 11 exons. The record is from RefSeq and is a predicted model, not a curated record.